AUGUAGUACCUGUUGAAUUUCAUCCACCACGGGCCCACGGGCUACGCUCCAUACUGUGCUGAGCGUCUGAGACGCACCUACAGCAACGGGGCCCGGACUGAACCUCCCAGCUGGCUGGAACUUCAGGCAACAAAGCAGAAGAAACCCAUUAUGUUUAAUGUCACCCUGAUGAAUGGCCAAAGCAUCACUGUCCCUGCAGACUCUGCUUCCACUGCCAAAGAGAUCUGUCAGUUCAUAGCAGAUAAAAUCAAACUGAAGGAUAUCUUUGGGUUUUCGCUCUACAUUGCUGUGUUUGAUAAGGUCUGGUCGCUGGGCGGGGGCCGGGAGCACGUGCUGGAUGCCAUCUCGCAGUGCGAGCAGCUGGUGAAGGAGCGUGGCACGCACGAGCGCCACGCGCCCUGGCGCCUCUACUUCCGCAAGGAGAUCUUCACACCCUGGCACAGCUCCCGCGAGGAUCCCGUCAGCACUGACCUCAUCUACCACCAAGUCAUCCGGGGCGUUCGCUUCGGAGAGUACCGCUGUGACAAGGAGGAAGAUUUGGUGGAGAUAGGUGCAAAAUAUUGUUAUAUCCAAUUUGGAGAUACCAUCCACAAUGAACUUGUGCAGAAGGUGCUCCAUGACUGUAUUCCAGUAAAACAGCUGAAGUCCAAACCCCUGGAAAAGUGGGUGAGCCUUGUAACCUAUGCACAUGCUAAGGCCCCAUACACACAGGACCAUCUGUCCUCUCAGACUGUGAAGGAGCAACUUGUAGAUUUUGCUCGCUUUCAGUGGCCUUUGCUUUUUUCCAGAUUCUUUGAAGUCACUAAGUUUUCAGGACCCAGCUUGCCUAAGAACCACUUCAUUAUUGCUAUAAAUUGGAAAGGCAUUUGCUUCUUGGAUGAGUCAGAAAAGCGGCUACUUGAGCUGACCUUUCCAGAGAUAACUGGCAUCCACACCAACAGGGCAGUGAAAUCAUUUGGACAGAGCUGCACUCUCAUCACGCUUCGUGCCGAGGAGUUUGUUCUGACAUCUGUAAACAGUGUUGUAAUUGCUGAACUGGUGGUGAUGUUCCUGGAAGGACUGAAGAAAAGAUCACAAUUUGCUGUGGCAAUGCAUGAGAAAAAAUCCCAGGAAGAUCCUGGCAUCCUGUCUUUCAAGAAGGGAGACUUACUAAUCUUCACUGAAGACAAAAGGCUGGAUGCAGACUCUGGCUGGAUCUGUGCCCAGAAUGAAAGGACAGGCAAAACAGGGAAUGUAUUUUUGGAAGACAUCUAUAUUAUUCCUUCCCUCACAAAACCCUCUAGUCAAGUGCUGAGUUUGCUGAUGAUGUCUCCAGACCAGAGGAGGACAGCUUCACAGAACUCCUUCAUGGAGGAACCUGAUGAAGAGGAUAUCAAGGUGAAGCCUUACACCCUGGAGGAGUUCUCCUACGAACACUUCAGGGCUCCUGAGAAGGAAUCCAUCAGCAAAGCUGUUCUCCAGAAAUCCCGUGGGCACAGUCAACUGUGGGCACAUUCCAAGGAGCCUCUGAAACAGCCAUUGCUGAAGAGAGCAUGCACAGACCCUGAUCUUCGGGAUUUGGCCUGUCAGGCCUUCAUUGCCAUCAUGAAAUUUAUGGGAGACUACCCCUCAAAACAGGCACACUCCUCUGUGGAAGUCACUGACCAGAUAUUUGUGCCAGCUAUCCAGGAGGAGGUCCUGCGAGAUGAGAUUUACUGUCAGAUUAUGAAACAACUGACUGAGAACAGAAACAGGUACAGCGAGACCAAGGGCUGGCAGCUCCUCUGGCUCUGCACUGGCCUCUUCCCACCCAGCAAGUCACUGCUCAAACACACCCAGAAGUUCAUAGAGACACGCCAGAAAGAAACACUGGCCCCGGGCUGCCGUCGGAGGAUUCAGACAGUAAUGAGGAGUGGCUGCAGGAAGUGGGCACCUCAUCCUGUGGAGGUUGAGGCCAUCUUACAGAACAACACUAAGAUCUCACACAAGAUUUGCUUCCCCAACGAAACAGAACUGACAUUUGAUGUGGGAACAAACACCAAAAUCCAGACUCUGUGUCAGAACAUCGCUUCCAAAUUGCAGCUGCACUCCUGGGAAGGUUUCAGCCUCUUUGUUAAGAUUGCAGACAAGGUGAUCAGUCAGAAUGAAGCAGACUACUUCUUUGACUCACUAAGGCAGGUGACAGACUGGAACAGAAGGAACAGGCCAGGAAAAGAUGGGGCUGCUCUGUCUGUGGCCUAUGAGGUGUACUUCAUGAGAAAGCUGUGGCUGAAUGUCACUCCUGGCAAGGAUCUGAAAGCUGAUACCAUUUUCCAUUACCACCAGGAGCUGCCAAAGUACCUCAGAGGCUACCACAAGUGCUCCAAGGAUGAAGCUGUGCAGCUGGCAGGGCUGAUUUAUAAAGCGCGCUUCAACAAUGACCGCGCCCAGCUGGCAGCCAUCCCCAAAAUCCUGAAGGAGCUGGUGCCAGACAAUCUGCUCCGAGCAGUGGCACCAGAUGAAUGGAAGAAGAGCAUUAUUGCAGCAUAUAGUAAACAUGAAGGAAAAACUGUAGAUGAGGCCAAGAUUGCUUUCUUGAAAAUGAUACACCGGUGGCCAACGUUUGGAUCAGCCUUUUUUGAGGUGAAGCAAGCCUCGGAGCCCAAUUUCCCAGAGAUUGUACUGAUUGCAAUCAACAAGCAAGGAGUCUCACUGAUACAUCAGAAGACAAAGGAAAUUUUAGUAGUCUACCCCUUCAACAAGAUCUCCAACUGGAGCAGUGGGAGCACAUAUUUUCACAUGACCAUAGGGAACCUGGUACGAGGAAACCGGCUCUUAUGUGAGACAUCUCUGGGUUACAAAAUGGAUGACCUGUUAACAUCCUACGUACACCUGCUCAUGAAUGCUGUAAACAAGCAAAAGAACCUCCCAGCCUGAGAAUGGAAAUAGAGCCCAUGACCUGUACUCGUGCCAAACUACUGUAACUUCAUAUCCCAGAAGAAAUGCCAUUUAAAAAAUAUUAAUCUUGUUGAUCAAUCUGCUGAUCACACACUGAAUGAACUGAGCUGCUGAAAUACUAGCGCAGGAGAAACUCAAGUGAGCAUGUGCUUUCAAAUAUCUGUAACUCUUCUGUCUUAGAUGUAGAAUGAGAAUUCCAUUCAGAUACUGGAUUUAGAGAAAGUUUGGAUGGACUUUAAUGCUCUGUGGGAGUGGGGAAUCCCUGUGAGGGCCCCUUCUAAUAGCCUGAACCUACUAUAGUCAAAGUCAGACACACCUGAAGAGCUGUCUUCCUUUUGGAAAGAAAAUGCCCCUCAUUGCACAUGCUCUUACCAAAUGUACAAACUCCAAGAGUCUUUGGAAACAAAGAUAAUUUUUUUCCACCUGUUGGCAACUCUAAGAGUGGAGAAAUGCCCUUUAGUAGUAGACAACUGGAGAGUUGAAAGGUAAGAUGUUGUCCCCUGACUUACCACAGCCUUGCUGAAAUAGUCUUCUUUCUUCCACAUGUUAUAAUGCUCUUGUAAACUAACAACCACUUUCUACUGUACAGUUUCUAGUAAGCUCUGAAAUGAGUCUGGGGUUUGGGUCCAUCAUGUUUAGUUGCUCCUACUUCAAGAUAUAGAUGAGCUAUUCAGUGCAAAUCAGAACUGAAGAACUCAGUCUAACAGAGGUCUGUUGAAAAGAGACUUUUCUGCUCCACAAGAAUGUUCUGUUUGGAGUUAUGCAUUCCAAAGACAUAUUAUUCUUGUCUCGUGAGACAUUCCCUCACGAGACAAGAAUAAUAGCUUUAAUUUGUCCUGAUCUUUUCUGCUUCCUGUUUAGCAGACAGCUUGAGUGGUAAAAUUUGAUUCAGCACUUGCUCAUCUCUAAGAGUUUGUAGAAAUACAGCUUUGGUGCCACAGGAACCAGAGUGUGCAAAGCAGAUACAGACUAUGGUGGGAGCAAGCUUAGCUGCUUCCCCCUCAGGUAAUGUACUCCUCUCUCACUCCCAGUGAAACAUGAACAUGUCUUAAAGCAUUUACACCAAGUUCCUUGAGACACAAUCCAGCAGUGCUGGAAAAGCAGCUCUGCCUGAUCUCUCAACUUUGCCAAUGGAUGCACAAUGGUUGUCUUGCUCCCUCAGACAUGUGUAUGCAAAAUUCAAAUGCUGGUGGGAGUUUUGUAUAUGGGUGGCAGGGAAGAGCUCCACUCUCUUUGUGCAUCUAAAUGAGUGCCACACCUGUCAGAAUAGCUGAUCUUUUUGCAAGCAGCUAGAGGCUCCUGCUGUAAUGUCCAUUGCUGGCAAUGGAAAUGCUGGAGUCUAAUUACCCAGAGUGGUUUUGUCACCCAGUGUCUGAGCUAACUAAUUAGCUAUAAGUGAGUAAUGCUCAACACUUCACCUGUACAAUAUGAAAUCUUGCAGCCAAACUGUACUGUUUCUGGUUUUUAAAUAAAAGACGGCAGAAAAUCAA
Messenger RNA from Serinus canaria (Common canary), 4406 nucleotides. RefSeq names its product myosin VIIB (gene MYO7B). The record is from RefSeq and is a predicted model, not a curated record. Lineage: Eukaryota; Metazoa; Chordata; Aves; Passeriformes; Fringillidae. Gene Ontology annotation, cellular component: cytoskeleton. The transcript is spliced from 21 exons. Gene Ontology annotation, molecular function: protein binding.